AUGUGGCCUAGCGCCAGCCCGCAAUUGGCCGUAUCCACCCACCGUGCAGGGAUCCUCGAGCAUUCGUCCCCACUGCCCUCUCUACCCUUCACCUCGCCCACCGUGAAGCUGGAUUCCUACGAGCACCCGCCACCCCUCUCCCACUCGCCGCGCGAAUCCACCGCAGCGAGCACGCCCAUCUCCACGCCUGUCGAGCAGCCCGCAUCGCCGCAAUUUGGGCGUGGGAACAAGGACCCGAGCGCCGGCCUCCACCACCUCUGGCACCGCAAGCCCACGGAGCUUGUGGCCCGCCGCCAGCCCGACGAGGACGUGCUAUUCGAAGACGCGGGCGACUGCAGCUUCCCCCUCUUCCCUGAGGAGCCGCAAGUUCACAGCGGCUUCGCAGACAUGGCCACCGCCUCGCCCAUCGACAUCCAGACGCCCCCGCGCUAUGGCUCCAACUCGCCCCAGAACCAGACGUCCAACCUGACGUCGGCUCUACGCCAGGCCGAGGCUCAGCCCGACAUGGCCACGACGCCCGGUCUGCUCAACCCGAACAACUUCGAGUUCAACAAUGGCCGCCCGAGCAUAGGCGAGCGCCACCCCUCCAUCAGCAUGCUCGGCUCUUCUUUCUACGGCAACAGCGGCGCCCGCCCCAUCACCAUGAAGGACCGUGGGCGUCGCGAAAGCACCAACAUGGGUAGCUUCGCAGGUGGCAUGAGCUGGGGCGGCCACUCGGUCGGGUCUUGGAUCCGCGACGACAUCAUGAUGGGUACCUCACCCGCGCCCUUUGUGCAGAACUCGCCCUCCUUCCACUCGUCGUCCUACCUGCCCAAGAUGGAAGCCGCCUUCAUGAAGGACUUCACAUGCUGCGGCCUCACCCUCGCCUCCCUGCACGACCUCCUGCAGCACUUCGAGGAGACGCACGCCAACGCACCGGCCGCCCGCCCACAGCAGCAGCAGCAGCCGCAGAACGGCUUCACAGCCACAUCCGGUGCCCCCACCAGCUCCAUUGCACCGAGCCAGACACAGGGCGACCCGGCCUUCAACACACAGAACGGCUUCCAGUCGCGCUCCGGCUCAAUAGGCGCGCCCCGCCAGCGCAUCGGCUCUGUCAGCCGCUCCAACUUGUCGACUGUGCAGGACAUGGACACGCUGGACGACAUGGACAUGGACGACAUCAACUUCGACAACCUCGGCCCCAUUGAGGAGCAGCAGAACAUGCAGCAAUUCCCCGUCCAGAACCAGUUCAACCAGAACCAGAACCAGCAGCCCCAGCUCAACGUCAACGUCAACCUCGCCAACAACAUGCAAAAUCACCAGGGCAUGCGCACAUCGACACCCACCACCCCGUCUGCCUCGCAGCAGUUCAACCUCCAGAACAACCCCACCGUCUCGUCGGUCAACACCCCCACAAUGGGCACCAUGCCAAUGCAAAACCACAACCUGACAUCGCCCGAAUCUUCACACCCGGGCACUCCGGCUGAGCUCGACAUGGACUUUGGCGGUUUCAACCCAAUGAUGGGCAUGGACAUGAACAUGAACAUGGGCAUGAACUUCGCCAACGGCAACGGCAACUUUGGCAUGGGCGCAUUCGACAACAACGGCACAAUCGACCAGCCCGGCAAGCGUCUCUUCAGCAAGCAGGGCGGCGGUCUGAACCAGGCCCAGCUGCAAGCUGCGCUCAAGAACUACCAGCUCAGCGGAAACGACCAGAGUGAGAUGGCCAGGAGAUUACGGGAGCAGCAGCUCAUCAACGGCGCAAGCAUACCCCAAUUCCCCUUCCCCGAGGAGGUCAAGCCAUUCCGGUGCCCAGUCAUUGGUUGCGAGAAGGCAUACAAGAACCAGAACGGUCUCAAGUACCACAAGCAGCACGGUCACCAGAACCAGCAACUCAAAGAGAACGACGACGGUACCUUUUCGAUUGUCGACCCUCUCACAUCCAUUCCCUACCCGGGAACUGUCGGCAUGGAGAAGGAGAAGCCAUACCGCUGCGAAGUCUGCGGCAAGCGAUACAAGAACCUCAACGGUCUUAAGUACCACCGCUCCCACGCCCCCCACUGCAACCCUGAGUUGGCGAUGCAGAAGCUUGGUCUCACCUCAAAUUUGCAAAAUCUCCAGAACGCGAAUGUCGCUGGUGCUGGAAUGGGCAUCGACCCCUCCAUGUUCUAG
This is a messenger RNA of Alternaria triticimaculans, 2151 nucleotides long. RefSeq lists its product as uncharacterized. The transcript is spliced from 4 exons. Gene Ontology annotation, cellular component: nucleus. The record is from RefSeq and is a predicted model, not a curated record. Lineage: Eukaryota; Fungi; Ascomycota; Dothideomycetes; Pleosporales; Pleosporaceae. The coding region runs from base 1 to 2151 and encodes 716 amino acids.